GCUGGUAGGGGUGUUCGACCGAUACAACCUCUUGACUGACGUCGCCCACCAAGACUACGAGUCUUCUUCCGGUACAGCUACCAACAUCUACCACACGUCUACCACACGUCCAUACCCUAAACGGGUCUCAAAUGGACUCCAAGGCGUGUGCGUCUGCCCGAAUCUGCACCAAGACUCCAAAGGCUAUGCAGGUGAUGGGCAGUUACCCGUCCAUCUGAAUUGCAAACCACAGGGCUGGAAGCGCUCGCUUUCUUCUGCAUACCACUUCUCUCCACACGAUAGCCGCUUGGCCAUCUCCGAGGUCCAGAGUCAUAAAAGUAGUCUUGCCCAAACGUUUGGUAGGCUUCAAUCUCUCUUAUUCUCUUCUCCUCAAGCUUCCUUGAGGUUGCCUCAUUUUCAUAUCGCUUCGUUGAUCGAAGUGUUUCUGUCGUUAAAGCCUAUUUCUUUUACUUUCACUUCGCCUUUCACGACGCCGGACGCUAUUUUUUUCAGCACGUCUUACUUGCAUUCCUACAUUUUGUCUGCAUUUUAUUUCCUUUUUAGAAUCUUACUGGUAUUAUUUUUAUACACAAGAUGCCUGAACUAGUCCUUUUACCGUCCACCACAUACCAACCUCCCUCCCCUUCGCUGGCACGAAGACCGGGGAGGUCACUUAAUACAAUAAUGGAGGAAGAGUCAGAAGGAUCACAAAAGAGGGUGUCGAGGAAUCGGGGUAGAAACCAACCGGGUUCGUCGAAUGAGAAAAUAGUUCAAUGGCUAUCUCCACGAAGUGACCACUUCCCGACCCCGCGAGGUUUUCACUUCUUGUCAGCCCCUAUACUACCUGAAUCUCCGUCGGCUACGUCCGCUGAGGAAAGCAACUCUCCAUCGAUAUCCUCCUCGGACCCCUGGAACCGAGUUAGCAUAAGUACUGAUGUUACGGAGUUUGACGAUAUCUACGACGUUUCUGACGAAGAAGAUACUCGACGAACUUCGAGGAUGUCAUCGGUAAGGCGCUGGAAUAGCUCUCGUAAUACAAUGCUGAGGCAAGCCUCGGUUUCUUCGUCUGCCUCACACCGGGCUCUUCCGCCAUUAGUGAUCCCGGCGCAACAGAACCAAGACGUCCAGAACUUAUCAGGGAAACUGGAGUUCAAGAUGUUUACGUCGCCAAUCCCUCCGACACCGCCUCCGAAGGUUGAGAUGUCGCCGGCUGUGAUGUCUUACCUGAAAGCCCAGCAAUCUCAGGAGGUACCAACAAUUUCCGCCCCACCGUCUCUGGACGGCAGUCUCAGUUCGGAUCAAAUGGCUGCUCUAUCCGCUCCCCCUACACCAGUUAUUGGAGAAGAAAGCAUGGAUACCGUAGAUUGGUCUGGUGUUCAAUUGCAACCCGCUGCUUUAGCUACCCUACAAGCGCUAUCUGGUAGCGAGGACAACGAGAGCGAGUACCACGCAGAGCAGGUUAUCGAAGUUACUGAAGAGAGGAGGCCGGAAAUGUCACAGCAGACACCGCAUCUACUUACUACUAUGGCGCGGCCAGCUUUACGUCUCUCCGCUCGACAGCAGCAAUCCCUCAACGGAUUGACAAGGCUCGACAUUCCCUCUCCGGGCGGCUUUUUCUCUGGUCUUUCUCCUCAAACGAGGCACACUUGGCAUUUGCCUUCCAUGACCCCCGAUGACGUUGCUCCCCCAACCUCCACUACCGCGGAGCAGUUCUACAGAGUACCGUGGAAUGAGCCUGCUCCUCGUAUGCCGAUUUUGCCUGCUGCUUCUGUUCUCCCUCCUCCACCUCCGCGUCCCGAAAGGUUUGCAGCUGCCCCCCUCCCGUCGAUGCCGGUCGAGCAGAUCGUAGAAAUCAGGGGUACCAUGUCAGAUGGUAUUCCAACUGCAAGGCCAGCUAUCUUAGAGCAUGUCGUUGAGGCGAGGGCCGAUCUUACUGAAGAUGUCCUUACAGCCCGACGUAUUGAGCAAAGGGAGCCUUUAUCUCCUCUUGCUGCUCAUCUUGAGCCUUACAGUCCACAUGAGGAUAUCACCGCCACGGAAAUCGUUGCAAACUAUGACGCAGAAUAUGUUAAGAAGCAGCAAGAGGCCGCUUUGUCUAACCUGGAUCGGACCGAAUCAUGGCUCAUGGCGCAGAAGGCUUACCUCAAGGGUAUUCUCCCUGAGGAAGAAUUGAAGCCGGAGGCUGAAGCGGAGAUGGAAUCUACCCAUGUUGAAGAGCCCAAGAAGGAACCUGAGCCUGCAGUGACAUCUGCGAUACAGAAGAAAAAGACGGUUCACUUCUCCGAAAUUGAUGUCAAGACUAACAUUCCUAAAACCCUGCCGCCUAAGAUCGCCCGACAAGAGUCGGCCUACUAUCGAGCUUUCCAAGAUUACAUCAUUCGUUCCCGUAGUCAAGAUCCAUUUGUCCACCGCUUACCUCGCUUUGAGGCUCUACAAGCUCAGCGUAUCUCUCUACGCGAGGUCCACCGCAACCAGCUUCUCGGCAAGUACCAACUAUCUGUGAUGCCACAGUCAGCCAAGAAGCGCAUGAGCGCCAACGUAGCUCGCGGUGACGACAUUAUCAUCGAUGACCCGGAGAAGCUGAAGAAAGACAAGGAGCACGAGGCAUGGGCACAGAUGUCCAUGGCAAACUGGCACGUUGGUGCUACCAAGGCUUUGAACGGAGGGCGUCUAUUCUCAGCGCCCAUUGCUAAGCGUCUGGCUCGCCUUUCCCGCAUGGGCGGUGCCAAGGACCGAGCUCGUAUCCUGGAUCUUGGUGGUCAGGCUACUUGCGACUGGGCCUGGCACUGCGCUAUCAUGUACCCGAACACCAAGGUGUAUACAGUAACUACUAAGGCGAUCCGCCAGCUGUCCAACUCCAACAUCCGCGGUCCGCCUAAUCACCGCCAGGUCGCCGUCUCGCGGCUUACCAAGCUGCCGUUCCCGGAUGCGCAUUUUGACCUUGUGUCGGCGCGUGAGCUGCACUCCAUCCUUAAGUUCAUUGGUGAGAACGGCGAAGACGAGUGGGAUAGCUGCCUAGCCGAGUGCAUGCGCGUACUCAAGCCCGGCGGUUACCUCGAGUUCUCCGUAUUGGACUCGGAUAUCACGAAUGCGGGCCCCGUCGGGCUUGCUAAGAGCGUUGAGUUCGGCUUCACUCUCAAGACCCUCGGCUACGACCCUAGCCCCACGCGUAUGUUCCUUGGCCGCCUACACCGCUCUGGCUUCGAUGAGGUGCGCCGCGCUUGGGUGUGUCUGCCCAUGGGCGCGGAUCCGGCCGUUCGUCGCAACAGGAAGUUCGCACGCGACAGCAACGGUAUUGAGAGGCCUCUCGAGCUUGAGGCGAUGGUCUCUGGUAGCACAGAGGCCGCGGCGCCUACCGCCGGGCUCGCCGGUAGCUGGGCGUGGGAACGCUGGCUGCUGCGCUGCGAGAUGGAGAAGGUGGCGUCCGAAGGUCGUCUCGGUUUCCUUGAGACCGAGGCCCCGGAGAUGCGGGAGGCGGGAAAGUGCCUCGAUGGUGUAUACGAGAUUGUGGAGGAGGGACGACGAUGCGGUUCCGGAUUCAGGAUGUUGAACGGGUAUGCUCGGAAGCCUCUUGCUCCUGUUAAUGCUACUAGGAGGGGUGAAAAUUAAGCGGAGUUGUGGGUCAAGGAAACAGGUCCACCUGCUUAGGCUGGCGACCGCUUUUGACCCAUGACGAAGGGGUUUUUUUUCUUAUGUGUUAUGAGGUAUGGGGUCGGGGCCGGAGUUGUCGGCCUAUUUGUCGGUUGGGAACAUGUGCCACGUGUGUAGGUAUGAAUGAAUAGGCUUCACGAGGCGCAUGUAUGGUUGGUAAUGAUGAUACCCCGUUCGGAAUUGAGAUGGAAAGUACAAAGAGAGAAGAGAGAAGAGAGGAAACGAAGCACAUAUCUAUAAGAUGGAUAUACAUUAUAUAUACCUUAUAGUAUCUAGGAGACAUACAUCUGUCAACACGCAUAAACAUAGCACAUGCCUGAUAUAACGAUGUGAUAUCUUGUAGAGCUGCUUCUUAACACGAGACGUAUCAAAGAAUAUAUUGGAUAUAUAUAUAGCUAUAUACG
Daldinia caldariorum is the source of this 4034-nucleotide messenger RNA. RefSeq lists its product as uncharacterized. NCBI's taxonomy places the organism in Eukaryota, Fungi, Ascomycota, Sordariomycetes, Xylariales, Hypoxylaceae. Gene Ontology annotation, molecular function: S-adenosylmethionine-dependent methyltransferase activity. The record is from RefSeq and is a predicted model, not a curated record. The transcript has a single exon. The coding region runs from base 574 to 3588 and encodes 1004 amino acids.